GAUACUGAUAUUUAUCUGCUCAUCAUUUUGGAGUACUCAUUCAUUCAUUUCCAACUAUUUCAUAUUUUGUUAUAAAGUGAACACGUCACAUCAGCAAUGUCUUGCUUCCAACAUUUAAUCAUCAUCCUCUUCUCAUCAUUGUUCCUCCACUUCUCUCAAGCUGACGUUGGCACUGCUUCCCACUAUGGUCCUCCCUUUUUACCGACGGAGUGUUUCGGGGAAGGAGCGUCGCAGUUUCCGUCGACCAACAUGUUUGGUUCGGCUGGAGAGGGUAUAUGGAACAAUGGUGCAGCAUGUGGGAGGGUGUACGAGGUGAGAUGCAUCAGUGCUGCUGUUCCAAGAACUUGCAUUCCUGGUCAAGCGGUUCAGAUUAAGAUUGUUGACAGAGCACAAUCGUCUGUUUCUAGGCCUUCAACGGAUGAUACUUCCAUGGUUCUUUCCAUCACUGCUUUUCAAGUCAUUGCAAACGUUUCUUCACCAUUGAUUAACAUUGAAUUCCAACAGGUUUGAAAAUUUGAACAAAGGGAGGGUAGGAAUUGGAACCUGGUGAAUUUGUUACUGAGAAGUUAAAUUUUGUUGUGACUGAGGAAUUUGUAUGAGGAUUUAAAACUCUAAUUGUCAAUAUUGAUGAACAUUUAUAUGGAUUUUUUCUUCUCAAGUUUAGUCAUUUUUCUUGCUUA
This is a messenger RNA of Lathyrus oleraceus (garden pea), 680 nucleotides long. RefSeq names its product EG45-like domain containing protein 2. The transcript is spliced from 4 exons. The record is from RefSeq and is a predicted model, not a curated record. Bases 97 to 510 code for a protein of 137 amino acids. NCBI's taxonomy places the organism in Eukaryota, Viridiplantae, Streptophyta, Magnoliopsida, Fabales, Fabaceae.